Molecule: messenger RNA, 1722 nt
Organism: Dreissena polymorpha
Lineage: Eukaryota; Metazoa; Mollusca; Bivalvia; Myida; Dreissenidae
Exons: 6
Coding region: 1-1722 (573 amino acids)
Source: RefSeq, a predicted model, not a curated record
AUGGUGACGCUGGAGAGACAGAUGGCGCCAGGAACAGACUGGAACAGGGGCACUAGGGGUAGCAUCCCGAAAUGCAGUCUUCGAGAGGGGACACCCAACAAACAGCUACAGACUCCACAAACGAAAGAAACCGCCAGCGUCUACCGAGAGGGGGAUGUAUCGGUCACUUGUAAGUGCGGAAAGGUGUGCAAGAACCAACACGGUCUACGCAUUCACCACGGGAAAUCAGGUUGUCAACGUGUGAGGUCACAAGGACAGCGCUUAGCCAUCUUGGCUAGUGAGACGCAGGAGUACUCCAGUCUGGAUUCAACCCACAGUACUGAAGAACUCUCAGUCAAGGAGACCCCACAGGAUGCCUUCCGAAAUCUUGAGGAGGACGAGGACCCCCUUUUAGAGCUCUUACAGACUCAAAGCAGCCCUGAAGCAAGCCAGGCGACCGGUCCAGAUAGAACACAGCAAGACACUGCCACUAGAACCAGGAAACCAAGGAUAAAGUGGCCCAAGGCUUCAGACAAGACAUCAUGGACCCAACUGGACGAGGACCUAGAUAACAUCCUCGAAGCAUCCAUGCAAGGACCAGUAGACCGGAAGCUGUCCACCCUCACAACCUUGAUAUAUUCAGUAGGCAAGGAGAGAGAGGAUUGGACUUACACUGCUCAGAGAUACAGUUCGGUCACAGAUGAUAUCAUUACGGAAAGCCGAAAACAGCAAAAGAAAGACACGGGAACGGGCAAAGAAGAGGGCAGCCUUCACAGCCAACCCAAACAAGAAGAAGAGAACAACCUUCAUGUGGCCCAUUCUGACCCCAAUCGAGAGGACGUGCUAGGAGACUGCAACCGAAUAGAUCCAGCGAAGCAACCCGAAAAACAGCUGAAUGCGACGGAACCAACGCUAGGCGAGGUGAAGGAAGCUGUGAAAAAGGCCAGAGCUGCCUCAGCGCCAGGACCCAAUGCCAUCCCGUACAAAGUGUACAAGAUGUGCCCACUGCUUCUCAAGCAUUUAUGGAGGCUUCUCAAAGAAGUCUGGAGGAAGGGGGAUGUACCAGAGGCUUGGAAAGAGGCAGAGGGGAUAUUUACACCAAAGGAACACAAUUACAAGACGGUCAACCAGUUCCGAACGAUCUCGUUGCUCAACGUCGAGGGGAAAAUAUUCUUCGCCAUCCUUGCAAGAAGACUUACAUCUUUCAUGACAGCGCUCCGACACUACCAUGUGGGCGGCCACAUACAGAAAAUCAUCACCAGUUACCUGGAUGGAAUCAAGCUCCGGUUUACAGUUGGUGACCAGUUAACCAGAUGGCAGAGGUUGGAGAAAGGAAUCGUUAUUGGCUACACAGUUUCCGUGGUGCUCUUCAUCAUGAGGAUGAACCUGCUGAUAAAUGCUGCCCAACGAGAGACACGUGGACCAAAGACAGAGUCAGGAAUCUAUCUCCCAUCGAGCAGAGGCUUCAUGGAUGACCUCACAUUGACGACAACAACACAUGUCCAAGCUAGAUGGAUGUUGACAGCCCUGACGGAUAACGAAGAGAUUCCUUCCAUAGUCACAAGUCCAAAUAAAUGCCUGGGCAAGUGGUUUGAUUCAAGCCUACAAGAUCGCGACAAUGUCAAGAAGUUAGAGCAACAGGUAGAGGAGGGUCUCAAGAAGAUAGACCGCUGCGGACUACCCGGCAAGUUCAAAGUUUGGCUCUUCCAGCACGCACUGCUCCCAAGACUAAUCUGGCCGUAG